This is a messenger RNA of Microthlaspi erraticum, 570 nucleotides long. Lineage: Eukaryota; Viridiplantae; Streptophyta; Magnoliopsida; Brassicales; Brassicaceae. The record is from the annotation of a GenBank genome assembly.
AUGGAUAGUUCAAAGAAGUUGGGAGGACCUCCGAGAAACAAGUCGUCUUUCUGGGAUUUCCACACUAUGGCUAUCAACUGUAAAUUGCAUGAACUGAGAAGCUCUGGCAACAGAUUUUCUUGGGCUGGUUGGAGAGACAAAGUGAGGGUUCAAUGGCGUUUGGACAGGAGUUUCGGCAACGACGGAUGGUAUCAGUUAUUUCCUUGCUCUCAGUUGGAGUAUAUGGAUAUGUGGGCAUCUGAUCAUAGACCCCUCAAAGUUUGUUUUGCUAUGGAGACUGAAUUGCUGAACAGAGGAAGCAAAAGCCCUUGUGCCUCUCCAGGGAGUGUCCUGACGAGUUUGGAUCCUGGUGACUCCAUUGUUAUCUCCAAGGCUUUCUCCCACAUGCUUAACUUAGCCAAUUUGGCUGAGGAGGUGCAGAUUGCUUACCGCCGUAGGAUCAAGAAGCUGAAGAAGGGUGAUUUCGUUAACGAGAGCUCUGCGAGUACCGAAUCAGAUAUCGAAGAGAGAGACUUUGAAUACAAGAGGCUCGUUUCGGAUCUUCGUAAGUCUCCUGAAAGAGAUCUUUGA